Molecule: messenger RNA, 6060 nt
Organism: Trichoderma asperellum CBS 433.97
Lineage: Eukaryota; Fungi; Ascomycota; Sordariomycetes; Hypocreales; Hypocreaceae
Cellular component (GO): nucleus; cytoplasm
Molecular function (GO): protein binding
Source: RefSeq, a predicted model, not a curated record
AAAAACAAAAACGCCCAUCCCCUGUGAGCGAUCCUCGCUGCUGGGCCUUUGUCCUUUGUUCUCCUUCUGGUCCUAAUAUUCUGACGGCAUCUCACCUCAAGUUUCUUCUCAUGCUCGUGUCUAGCCGCAGCCUGCUCCAUUGAGCUUUGCUGGUCUUGCGUCUAGCGCAUUCCUUGGCCGAGACACACGCAGCAAACCGCCAGAUGCCGGCGCCACAGGCCUAGCAGCCAAACAUGCCCUCGUUCACUCCCAAUGAGCGCCAGCGCCGAAUCGUUCAAUUGUCGCAGCAAUGGGGCGUCGCGUUGCCGCCAGUCCCUCCGCCGUUGUCGCGGCCGAUGCAGCCGCCCUCGUUUCGGACCGCCGCAGACGACGAAGUUGCCGAGGGCCUCAUCCAGCGACAAGCCGCCGACUCGGCCAAGACGCGCCCCAAGAGCGGCCUGAGCCGAGCAUUCUCCUCAGGCAAUCUGAAAAAGGGUAAGGGCUGGGAUGCAAAGGAUGUCCUCGAUGUCUUGGCGCAGUGGAUUGCCAACUCUGGCUCCCCGGGCGUGGCUGAGGCUCUGAUUUUGAAGCUGACUUCGGUCGGUGUUGACUUGACGGGCUCGCAGCAGCAGAAGAGCGGCAUUCUGAGCAGGAGAAAGAGCCUGGAUGGCUUUGAUGGUCGGUCCCAGCUGCUGCGGUCUGCGGUGGAGAGGAACUUGAUGGACAUGGUGAGGGUUUUGCUUCCUCAUGCUGAUUCUCUCGCCCUCGAUGCGUCGCUCCCCAUCGCCAUUCGCAAUGGCAAUGCGCAGAUUGUUGAGAAUCUGCUGAGAUACGGCGCCAACGCAUCGCGACUGACCGAUGCACAAACGGCCUUUCGCCAGGCAUGCUCCAUUCCUGCUUUGUCUGGUAUCGUCAGUCUUGUGCUUCAGUCAGAGGGUCGACCUCCUGCGGCCCUAGUAUCAGACGCCAUGAUCGACGCUGCGAGGGCUGGCAAUUUGCAAAGCGUCCUCUAUCUUAGCCGCUCGAUAGCAGAUGGGAAUCAUAAGCAAGCCGAGGCAUUGAGGCAGGCCGUUGACAUGGGACGCAAGGAUAUUGCAGUGGCCAUCAUCAUGGGAAAUCAGCCACCACAGCGACCAGGAGUAGAUAAUGCGUUCCGAGCUGCCUUCGAACAUCCAUCAAUGAACCCGGACACAAAAUUAGAAUUCGCGGAGCUCUUGCUUUGUGCUGGGGCCGGAGGAGAAUUCUUAUCCCAAGCUCUCGAACUGUCUUGUGAAACCCAGUUUUACGACAUGGCUAACAUGCUGGCUAUGUAUGGCGCCUCUAUUGAGUCUAACGAUGCGUCAAUGCUCAAGGGUGCCAUUGCCCGUGGUCAGCUGGAUCUGGUAAAUUCACUUCUGCAUGACAGAACAGCACUUAGCCUUCCCGCUGCAUCGGGCUGCGUCUUGGCGAUUCCAAAGCAAGCUGCAGCUGAAGUUCGUUAUACGCUGCUUUGUCUUUUGCUUAAAAAGGGCGCCAAUGGUGAUGCUCUUAAUCAAGCUCUUAUCGACGCCGUUGAGGCUGGCGAUGUAAACUCGGUCGAGCUGCUUCUAAAUCCUUAUUUCACUACGGCACAGACCAACGGUGUCAAGCCUAUGAAUGGUGGACGCCAUGCCGUAGCGUCUGUCGAUUAUCAAAAUGGACGGGCGGUUUGUGCUGCUAUUAUUCAGUCAAACGUUGAGCUGACGCGGAAACUUCUGGCCGCGCGAGCUUCGGCUAACACAUUGGCAACCGCCUUUCCGCUUACAAUGAGGCUGUCUGGUGCGGAUCGAUACCAUAUGGCUGAGCUUUUUCUCAAAAGAUCACUGCCGGCAGCAAGCUUACACGCUGCUCUUCAGGAUGCCAUCGGUGAAGAUAGGUCGAAGAGAGAUGGGGCACUCAUAAACCUGCUCUUGCAACAUGACGCCGACGUAAAUUUCAACAAGGGUGCUGGGCUAUCCUCUCUCAUUGUACAAAAAGAUGUUAAUCUUCUGGUCCCAUUGUUGAAAAAAGCAUCUCCACAGACAGCAGCGGCAAGAACACACGACGUUAUGCGAGUCGACGACCAUAGGGCGAGGUUCGAUAUGAUGGCAUUGUUGUUUCAAGCGGGCGCUGCUUCUGGUAUAGUUGAAAUUGCAACUGCACUGUUGGAAGCCUUGAGUGAGAAGCCCGUUGAUAUGUCGCUUCUCCAGCUAUUGCUUCAACAAGGUAACGCGGAUGUCAACGCUUUAGAUGGCGCAAUUGCGACCAAGGCCACGCAGAAUCCUGAUCCCAAGGUUUUGGAAAUGGUGAUUAAUCUGGGAAAACCUGCGGGCAAUACGAUAACCAAAGCACUACAGUGUCUUGCUUCAAUCCCGCCGUCUGAAGGAAAAACCUUCAAGCUACGAGUGCUGCUGCCAAAAUCUGAAGGAAGAGAAGAAUUAAAUGGUAUCCUUGCUCAAGAAGUACAGUUUCUUGCGCGAGAUCUGGGCCGACAGCAAGCGCCGCUUACCACUCUUGAGAUAUUGUUAGAAUCUGGGGCCGAUCCGAAUGCGUAUAAAGCUGCCUCUCUGUGCCAUGCGGUUAUGGGAGGCAAAAUCCAAAUCGUCGAUCUGCUGUUUGGCCCUCAGUGCCGUUUAAACCAAGUUUCUCUGGGCUAUGCGCUGCCCCACGCGCUGAGGCUACAAGAUGCGAUGAAUAGGUUGACGUUGGCAAAAAGGUUGGUUGAGGCUGGAGUUUCCCCACAGGAAGUCAACCGAGCAUUGAUACAUGCAAUCAAGACUUAUCCAUCAGAUUUUGGCCUGAUACGCGUCUUGGCAAGCAAAGCCGAUACUGCGGACGGCGAGGCUUUGUCUCUGGCGAUAUCAAAAGAAUCUGUAGAUGUGACAGACAUUUUGCUCACAGCUGCAAACCACUCGAUGGAGAACCGAAGCUUGGCUUUGACUCACGCAAUGGAUAUAAAAAACCGACCCAACAGGAAUACCUUAUGCCAGCGUCUUUUAGCGUAUGAGAUAUCACCCGCUGCGGCUUCGAAUGCCCUCCUAGUUGCUGCUCGUGAAGGCGAUGUCAAGCUUGGCGAUAUUCUCAUGUCUCAUGGCGCGAGCAUGUCGCAGAAUAACGGCCAGGCGGUGGUAGAAGCAUGCCGCGGCGGAUCCGUAGAAGUGCUAAAAGUUCUCCUGGGAACAGACAUGACUGUGAAUAAUGCGACUCUAGAGGAGGGCUUCCAAGCAGCUACUGAAGUCAGAGACUUGAAUAAACGAGCCAUGAUAUUUGAGCAGAUUCUUAGCAAAGGCCUUAGAGGAGAGCUCGUUGAUGCACAGCUAGAAUCAGCAGCAAGAUAUGGAGAAGAUGGACAAGCCAUGUUAAGAGUACUGUUAGUUGCCGGAGCGGACCCGAAUUAUGCCAACGGCGAGGCUGUUGUAGCAGCAACAAGAAGUGCUUUUAUCAAGAAUCUAGAACUCCUUCUGGGGCUCUGGGGUGAAGGUGAUAGUCAGAAGAAAGCAUCUCCUCCUACACUUGUUCGGGCGCUCAAGGCGUGCUGGAGUCUCAAUCGCGACACUCGAUAUCUCAUAAUUGUCGAUCUCAUGAAAGCGGGCCUCCCUGUGGCAGAGGAUCUGCAUAUUACAUUGAACGAUGCGGUCAACGAAGAAAACUCCGAGGAGAGAUUGGUAAAGCUCUUGUUGGAAUACGGUGCUUCUCCUUUGGCCAACGGAUGCAAGACCCUGGUCGAUGCUGCGGAAAAGGCGCUCUCGUCGUCACUAGCUCUUUUACUGGAUAUUGAUAUUCCUCAAAAUGAUAUUGAUAUGGCUUUUAGCAAUUCUUUCAAGGCUGAAAAAUUCGACACUUGGUUCACGCAAUCCGGGUUAGAGACGGCAAAUAUGCUUCUCGAUAAAGGGGCAACGGGCAACGCUUUAAGCGAAGCGCUCAUUCAAGUUAUGAAGAGUGCUGACAACCCGGAACUAGCCGAUCAGUUCUUCAACGUGCUUACUGCUCAUGAUCCAGAUGUCAACUAUCAGGGAGGAGAACCGCUCCGACUGGCUGCAUCUCAAGCAAAUAUUGACUGGACUCAUAGACUUCUCGCUUGCCACCCAUCCACAGAAACCCUCACGUUUGCUUUUCACUGUAUAUUUGAUACUGAACUUACUCAGGACGUUGUUUUGGAAUUUUUCCAAAUGUUUGCGGAUUAUCACGAAGGAGAUGUCCGUGUCGAUGUGAUGGCUACCCGUGCUGGUCAUAUGCCGGUGCUGGGGAGGGCUAUUUCUCAGUAUCCUCGCUCUUCAACCAUUUUGACUACAUUGCUAGAUGCAGGAUACUAUUACGACCAAUCCAUGAUAUACAAACUUCAUCCGGAAAUUGAAGAGGAAGAAGAGAUGACACUUCUUACAUGGGCCAUUGCCCAGCCGCAAAAGAAAGUCAGCGCUGCUCUGAUUCAGAUUUUGGUAGAACGAGGUGCCAAAGUCAACAUUGGAACCAAGAUUUCGGGGACAACGCCCCUUAUGCUGGCUGUGCGAGAGCGCCGCCCAGACAUUGUAAAACUGCUUCUACUAGAGGGGGCUGACGUCGAUGCCAUGGAUUUUCUUGGAAGAACCCCAAUGGCAAUGGUUACUCACCUGAGCGGUGAAGUUGCUAUUCAGAUGAUGUCCAGUCUCCUUGCCGCAGAACCGUCAAAGGAUGAUGGUUCGUUGCAUAAUGCCGCUAGAGACCUCAACCUCCCAGCGGUCAAAGUUCUUAUGGAAGCAGGCCAUGAUCCUGAUUUUCCCAGUCCGCUUCAUAACGGCCGUAGCGCCCUUGGAGAGGUUUGUUUGCAUGGAUCCGAUGCCGGAGAGAUGACACCAGAACGAGAACGAAAGAUGCAGAAAGUCAUGACUUUUCUGGUGGAUGCUGGGUCCGAUUUAUCCAUCAAGCUGGAUGGCAAAUCUAUAUUAUACCUUUGCUUUGACUCCACGGAUCCGGUCGCAACGACUCGCGCAUUGCUUAAAAGUGGGAUGUGGAAACACAUUAACAAACCCUCCAACCAAUAUGCUGAUGAAACGUUUGUAUAUUCACCUACAAUGUAUGUAACGAAGCUUAUGCCGUCACUCGAUGCCCAUGAUCAGCUACUUUCUGUUCUUCGCGCCAGUCGCGCAACAGAUGUAUAUUACGCCAAGGAAGGUGCACAGCCUGAAGGAGCCGUCGGGUUGCCAGAAGACAUCGAAGUGCGAGAGCGGGUUCGAAAAGCUCGCUCAGAGCGGCUGGCCGAAGAGUCACAAGACUUUGCCAUGGCAAUGGCUAGGAAGCGGGAAAUCGCGUCAGUGGAUCAGCAGAUACAGAUUCAAAAAGCAGAGAUGGAAGAUGCCCGCCGUAGGAGGCUACAGUCUGAAGAUUUCUCUUCCAUUCGAGCCAAGGCUCAGCUCGAAGAGAGUCUCGCAAAUGAUGCUUUCAAGCGCCGUCUUGCCGAACAGCGAGCCGUAACGGAAGCAACGCUCGCAAGCUCAAGAGCCCUGGCUGCAUCCGAUCUCGAGGCCGAAGAAGCGAGACAGCGCAAGGCCCUUGAAUGGGAGAACAAGCUUAAUUCGGAGCGCGCGGGUAAUGCGCGCGCGCUUAUCGAGAUGCGCAUCGGCGAGAGGGAGGAGCUGGAGCGGAUUGACGUGGCGUCUGAGCAGCGCAUCCAGAGGCGCUUGGAGGCGCAGAGGAGGUUGGUUGAGAGUCAGGAGAAACUGGCGAGGAGAUUGGCGGAUGCGCCGACGGCGCCUGGAGACCCUAGGAGGCAGAUUGGGUAUGUGACGGAGCUGAAUUGAGACUGUGAAUAAAGGGGGGAGUAUACCUAUUUUUGCAUCCUUUGGGCGUAGGGAUUUCUAUUUUUUUUUUCUGAGCUUCUUUGCUUCUGGGGCUAGCGAGCGUAUUUGGAUUGUAGCUAUGACUUCAGGAAGUUCUUAUUUUGAUAUUCGAUAUACCUAUCAUUGCUUGUUGGAUCAAGUUCUAUGGUUGCUUAUUAGUGUCUUUUGUUAACAUCCUUGGCUUGAACUGCGGACACUUUUAUACUGUUCUAAUUUUGUCUGUAUACGCCUCAUUUGUAAUAUCAGAAAUUAUCAUAUAAUAGUCAUAAUC